CCCUGCCAGGAGGCCAUGAUGGAUGGCACAGAGAUCGCUGUCUCCCCGCGCAGCCUCCACAGCGAGCUGAUGUGCCCGAUAUGUCUCGACAUGCUCAAGCACACGAUGACCACGAAGGAGUGUCUCCACCGCUUCUGCUCGGAUUGCAUCGUCACCGCCUUGCGCAGCGGGAACAAAGAGUGCCCGACCUGCCGGAAAAAGCUCGUCUCCAAGCGCUCCUUGCGGCCGGACCCCAACUUCGACGCCCUGAUCUCGAAGAUCUACCCCAGCCGGGACGAGUACGAGGCGCACCAGGACCGGGUGCUGGCCAAGCUCAACCGCCUCCACAACCAGCAGGCCCUACGGAGCAGUAUGGAGGAGGGGCUCAAGAUGCAGGCCAUGAACAGAGGUCAACGGGUCCGGAAGCAUCCCCAGGAGUCGGACAACACCACCUUCAGCGGGGCAGAGGACAACUGUGACAGCCGGUCACACCUCAGCAACGCCUCCGCCCCCAGCCAGCCCGAGGCCGGGCCCAGCCGAAAGCGGUCCCGGGCCUCGGACGAGUCGUGCCCGGAGCCAGAGACCUCGCACGAGGGGGGGCGAGGGAGCCCCGAGCCAGGAGCCGAGCCCAGCAGCAGCGAGAUCGAGCUGGUCUUCCGGCCGCACCCGGUCUUGGUGGAUAAGGGGGCCUACUCCCAGACCAGGUAUGUCAAGACCACGGCCAACGCCACGGUGGACCACCUCUCCAAGUACUUGGCGUUGCGCAUUGCCCUGGAGGAAGCCCCCGGCCCGGGCCCUGAAGCACCCGCCCUGGAGGACGUCAGUGAGAAGCAGUACACCAUCUACAUCACCACCGCGGGCGGGGCCUUCACGACGCUGAACGGAUCGGUGACCCUGGAGCUGGUGAACGAGAAGUACUGGAAGCUGAGCAAACCCCUGGAGCUUUACUACGCCCCCACCAAGGAGCAGAAAUGAUCUCCGUACCACCACCCCCAAAGCCCUUCUCCCCCCCCCCGCAGCUGCCAAGUGGUUGGAAGAUGGCACAUCUCCGUC
Messenger RNA from Pogona vitticeps (central bearded dragon), 1032 nucleotides. NCBI's taxonomy places the organism in Eukaryota, Metazoa, Chordata, Lepidosauria, Squamata, Agamidae. The record is from RefSeq and is a predicted model, not a curated record.